AUGUCUGAAUUAGAUACUACCUCAAGACUUAAAGCGCCUCCUCAACAACUUGAAAGUCUUUCGCCCCUUGCAGUAGGAGACCAAAAGUUAGAUCGGCAUCUAGGCUAUUUUAGCGGAGUAAUGAUAAAUGUUGGACAAAUCAUUGGUACUGGCAUCUUUUCUAAUCCUGCUCUCAUUUUGAUCAAUUGUGGUUCAGGUGGAAUGAUGCUCAUACUUUGGGUUGUUGGCGCUAUUUUUGCUACAACAGGCGUAUGGAACUAUCUUGAGCUUGGUACCAUGCUGCCUAAAAGUGGCGGAGAACAAGAAUACCUUAGCUAUCAAUACCCUCGGCCUAAAGAACUUAUUUCAUUCAUAUUUCUUAUUAUGAUUGGUAUCAUUUCUCGUGGAGCUGGUCUUGCACAGGGCGCGACAGUCUUUGGUAGCAAUAUAAUCUACGCUAUUGGUGGACCAAACUACACCAACGAUUGGGGAGCUCGUGGGUUUGCUGUCUUUUGUCUCACAUUUUGGUUUGUACUGAAUGUUUUCUCAGCAAAGGUUGCCAUAAGAGCAAGUAAUGUAUUCACAAUCAUCAAGAUUGGCUUAUUGGUUCUCUUGAUUUGCGUUGGUUUUGCUGGACUUGCUGGUCGACUUCCAAACCAACCUGAUCUUGCUGAAAACUUCUCUUUUCAUGGUACUCUUGACAAUGCAGGAUCUUAUGCCAGUGCUAUUUAUUACGUUAUUUACGCCUAUGGAGGAUGGUAUAAUCUCAAUUACGUUUUGGAUGAACUCAAAGAUCCAAUCAAGAACCUACCUCGCUGUGCUAUUAGUGCUCUUGGUCUUACAACGGCGCUUUACUUGCUUGCCAAUGUGGCCUAUCUUGCCGUUCUACCUGUAGCUGUGAUCAAGGCUUCCAAACUGACUGUGGCUGCCAAUCUAUUUCAUAUAGCAUUAGGUGGUAUAUUUGGAUCUCGUGUCUUACCUGUACUUGUCGGCUCUUCAUCAUUUGGUUUUGUAGGCGUCAUUUUCUAUUCCGGGUCUCGUGUGGUAUUAGAAGCUGCUCGCAAAGGCUAUUUACCCUACGAUCGCUUCUUUAGUAAAGUUCAUCCCCGACUUCAGACGCCUGUGAGUUCAUUGGCUUUGCUUUAUGCGAUUGCUUUGAUAUUUCUACUGGCUCCUCCACCAGGCUCUGUGUUUCAGUUUAUUGUUGCUUUUGCUGGUUAUGGUAGUUACUUUUUCUCUGCUCUUAGUGUCAUUGGGUUAUUGAUCCUUCGUCGUACUCAACCAGACAUUAAGCGCCCUAUCAAGGUGCCCGUCUUUGUCUCCAUAAUUUUCAUCAUUAUUUGCUUUUACACCUUGGUCUUUGUCUUUGUGCCACCUACUACAAAACCCUCUGGUUAUCCUUAUUGGCUCCCAUAUAUUGUUACUAUUAUCAUUGCUUUUUGCUCUAUUGGGCUAUGGCACUACAAGAUCAAUAUCACAAAAGCACUUGAGAAUUCGUACAAUGCUGAGAUACGUUUAGACGGCCAAGGUGAACUUUACCAGGAUGUCUAUAAAGACUAUGCUAGUACAGCUAAUAGCAACCCUGAUUCCUCUAGUAUAUAUAGUACGAAAAAAGUUGAUUAUGUCUCUGAUACUGUUUUCAAAUAA
This is a messenger RNA of Gilbertella persicaria, 1626 nucleotides long. RefSeq names its product amino acid/polyamine transporter I. The transcript is spliced from 5 exons. Gene Ontology annotation, biological process: amino acid transmembrane transport. Gene Ontology annotation, cellular component: membrane. Bases 1 to 1626 code for a protein of 541 amino acids. The record is from RefSeq and is a predicted model, not a curated record. Gene Ontology annotation, molecular function: L-amino acid transmembrane transporter activity. NCBI's taxonomy places the organism in Eukaryota, Fungi, Mucoromycota, Mucoromycetes, Mucorales, Choanephoraceae.